This is a messenger RNA of Heterobilharzia americana, 1873 nucleotides long. The record is from the annotation of a GenBank genome assembly. Lineage: Eukaryota; Metazoa; Platyhelminthes; Trematoda; Strigeidida; Schistosomatidae.
GCUUGAUGUACAUACUAUCUACAACACACAGGCAUUUCUUAUGUCACUAACUCAACUAUUAACUACCUAGUCAGAAGAAAAAGAUAUCGUGACAUCAUCGAAAAUUCGCAUACUCAAAUUCAUGCAUUAUAGUCUUAUUUAGUAUACAUUAUUUCUAUGAAUAAUGAGUGUGGUUCGAAUGAAGCAUUUACUAAUGAUGAAUAUUAUUCGAUUAUCCCUUCUGUAUGUUGACAAAGUCUUCUGCAUUUUAUCCCUUCUAGAAUUAUAUUUAGCACUUGUGCAAAACACACCUAUACAGGAAUUCCAUAAAUUAUCCAGUAAACCCUUGCCCUCAUCAUUGUUCGCCAGUUCAGUUAGUCAAAAUAAUAAUUUGAACCCCAAUAAUGGAUUUAAUGACUUAUGGAAAGAUAGUCCUACACCUGUAAUUGGAAGAGUAAUCUGGUGUGUAAAUGAGUCAAAACAAAAGUGGUUGCAUAUUGAAAAUCCAAACAAUAAUAAUAGUGGUAACCAAAAUAUCAAUAAAGGGAUAGGAUCUAGAAAACUGAUUCUACUGAACUCUGGAAAAUUCAUUUGUCCUCAACCCAACCAAACUGAAGACAUGAAAUAUUGUUGUGGACCUCUAGGGAAACAGGGAUGCUGUAAAAUAACAGACACACCUGGACUUCGAUGGGGUAUACCCCUGGGUGUGAUUGUCACUAUCAUAGUAUUCUUGACUGUGAGUUAUACAAUUCAAGUGUUUCGUGCUUGUGAUAGAUGUUAUCAUGAAUGUCCAAUAUUCACUCCAACACCAAAUGAUGCUGAAUUUCAGUGGGAUACACGUUGGUACACAGUAUCACAUGAAGGCAAUCGUUAUGGAGUAACAUUUCACAGUCGAUUAUUCGCCAAUGAAUUUAUGAAAUGUCUAGAAGCUAAAUAUGGUCGAUGGAAUACAGCUAACAUAUUGAAGAUACAACGAGAUGGACAAAAUUUUGUAAUCCUCAAUAUAUUUUUUCAUGAUCUUUUCACCCCCUGGUUUUAUACACAAGGACCGAUAAAAAAUGAUGAAGAAUGGAUCCGUACAGAUUUUAAAAAUAUUUGCCAUGCUGUUCAGACGAGACUGGCUGUCAGCCCACGUUUCAAUUGGAAGUUUAGCAGAUCAUCAGACAAGUCAAGAAAUUGUAAGCCACAAAUCCAAUCUCAUCUAACAAUGUCUGAUAUCAAUUCAAAUGUAACUUCAAAUUUUCAAUCAGGAGAUAAACACUCAAGUCAACUGACAACUAAUACAACAAGUACUACCACACCAUGGACUCCAUGGACUAAGGUGGCGUAUAUUCCAUCGGUUACAGAAACUUCAGUUAGAAAACAUCUAACUCGUAGUACAAAUAAGAGUAAAUAUAAGCAAAAAACUGAUAAUAAAAACUCUCAAAUGGUAAACGUUAUCAUAUUAGAGGACAUUAUCGAAUGUAAUGGAUUGGAUAAAGGUGUACAAACACAUCAGAAAAGAUUAAAAACAAACAGAAAAACAAUUGACACCAUAGUUUAGUUCAGACAUAUUGUAACAUAUUUUUCAAUAAACAAUAUGGGUACCAAGAAGUCAGUUAAUAAUUCACAUAUAAUUUGAUCAGAAAAUAUAUGAUGCCCUGCCAAAGCAUCAUAGUGAUUUAUAACCAUUUCAAUACCUUCAAUAAAACUGGAUGAUGAAUUUAAUGUAUCAGGAAAGUUUAAAACAACUAAAUUUUUUUGAAAAUUAAUAAAAUAAACUACAACAAGAACAUACACACAUGCUGAAUUAUUUCAUAUAAUAUGUAACUAAAAAUCAAACCAUUUUAUUAGUCUGAUAACUUUAUGUUAUAAACCCUACAUUUUAAAAAUAAAUUAUAUAUUUGAAUUGCUU